This is a messenger RNA of Gadus macrocephalus (Pacific cod), 3358 nucleotides long. RefSeq names its product F-box protein 31 (gene fbxo31). Bases 1 to 1728 code for a protein of 575 amino acids. The transcript has 9 exons. The record is from RefSeq and is a predicted model, not a curated record. Gene Ontology annotation, molecular function: protein binding. Lineage: Eukaryota; Metazoa; Chordata; Actinopteri; Gadiformes; Gadidae.
AUGGCGGUGUGUGCCAGGCUUUGCGGAGUGGGCCAGUCGCGGAGGUGCAGGCGACGACAGCGACACGGAGGCCAGGAUCAGCCGGUCAGCGACUCUGACGUGGACAUGGACGAUGAGGAGGACGAGCGGAUCGUGGGCCAGAAGCAGGCCGCCGGUGGCUGCGACGGCCUCGACUGCCAGGCUGCAGGCUCCAGCGGUGGCCCCGGUGACGUGUGUUGUGAACACGCCAGCGGCUGCAGGCCCCAGGGGCUGCUGGGACGGGCCAUCACGGGACCUCCAAACCCGCAGUCGCUGCUGGAUCUGCCGCCGGAGCUGCUGGUUGAGAUCUUCUCCCUGCUGCCCGGGACGGCGCUGCCUACCGUCGCUCUGGUCUGCAAGCAGUUCAAGCAGAUCCUCAACACCGAGACGAUCUGGAGGAGACGAUGCGCUGCAGAAUUUGGCGUGAACGAGGACCUACGUAAGAUGGAGGUUGGCGGUGUGUCCAGCCGUGACUUCUAUGUAAAAUUGCUUCACCCAUACAAAAGUGUCCUGGGUCUCUGGCAGCCUGAUAUUGGCCCAUAUGGAGGGCUUCUCAAUGUGGUGGUGGAGGGGCUGUUUGUGGUCGGCUGGAUGUACCUGCCGCCUCAUGACCCGCGCGUGGAGGAUCCCAUGAGAAGGAGGCCUCUGUUCCGCAUCACCAUGUCGGAGGACAGGAAGGCUUCUGUGGAGUGCAUGUACGGACACAAGGGCCCUCACAAGGGAGAUAUACAGACUGUUAAGAAGGAUGAGUUUUCCACCAAAUGUAACCAGACAGACCACCAUCGCAUGCCCGGAGGCCGACAGGAGGAGUUCAGGACUUGGUUGGAGGAAGAAUGGGGACGGACGCUGGAAGACAUCUUCCAUGAACACACACAGGAACUCAUCCUCAUGAAGUUCAUUUAUACCAGCCAAUAUGACAACUGCCUGACCUACCGGCGGAUCUACCUUCCUCCUCUGCUGCCCACGGAUCUCCUGAGACCUGGGCUGUUCAAGGGCACCUACGGCAGCCACGGCCUGGAGAUUGUCAUGCUGAGCUUCCACGGGGCGAGCGCCCGAGCCACCAAGCUCACGGGAGACCCCAACGUCCCCGCCGGCCAGCUGACCCUGGAGGUGGACCUGAGUCGUCCCGUGGUCCUCCCAGAUCUGGAGCGCCAGCGCAGCAUAGAGGAGCUGUCCCGCCUGGUCCUAGGAGUGCACGCCGAGGUCCAGAGGGAGGGGCCUGCCCCUGCAGCCUGCCCCGCGGGAGAGGGCCCCCUGGGGGUCACCGGGGGAAACGGGGCCGUCGGGGUCGCCAGCGGAGGCCCCCCUGCGGGGGUCCCUGAGGGGGGGGCCGCGGGGGAGAGCAGCAGCGAAGCCAGUGGCGGGGCUGAGGCGUCUGGGGCCAGCAGGGGGAGCAGCGCUCCAAGCCCCCCAGAGUCCCAGCCCUUCAUCCUGCCCCUGGGGGUCAUGGCCCGCAACGAGGUCUACCCUCGCACCUGCAAGAAGUGCUUCUACGGGACGGGGCAGAUCGCCGGCCACGGCUUCACCAGCCCCGAGCGAACGCCCGGGCUCUUCGUGCUCUUCGACAAAGAUCGCUUCGGCUUCAUCUGGCUGGAGCUGAAGUCCUUCAGCAUGUACAGCCGACUGACCGACCGGCUAGGCCACGCCCACUCCCCCGACAUGGAGUGCUUUGAAGCCAUGCUGCGUAACAUGCAGUCGUGGACGUCCUGAUAGGAGCAGCGACGCUAGAGCCACCUAAAUUAGCAGUGCACUAAUGCCUCCGCGUACGUAGCUCGCUCUCUCUCCCCCUGCUCCCUUCUCGAUAAACCGCGCGCCACUUCCAACCCCGACCACUAUUAACUAUUAUCGCGCUGAUGCUAUCUAAAACAGUGGUUUUACGGUCUCCAGAUAGUUAGUGUCCACUGAUACAACUUUGCUCUUUCACAACAUGUACUUUGAAUACUCACCAUCUAGACAUGACAUCCGAGGCUACAUGACACCACGUUUAUUUUGUGGCGUGUUUUCAAGGGAAGAAAGCUUGAACUAGCUGGGGCCGGAUCACAAUCACGGGUGAAUAAUGUGAGGACAUAGAAGGGGUGUGACUGACAACAUGUUGUCUUUAAUGAAGAGGGGUGUGACUGACAACAUGUUGUCUUUAAUGUCUCGGCCCCGGCAUAGCCACAGGCCACGUUGCACACAAUAGCUUCUCAAUAGUUUUGUAUUUAUUUAUUUAUUUUAUUUAUUUAUUCCCAGCAUAAGACUCGGAAGAUAAUGAUAGCGGAAUCAACAGUAUGUGCCUCUUGUUAUGAAAUGUACACGAUGUACUCUGCACGUUAUUUAAAAGGAAGAGGCAUCCAAUGUUCUGGUCUGUGUUCUAUCUAAUGGCCCUAGUUAAUCGCAUGCAGACAUUUGUUUUGAAUCUAGUUACAAUAUCCUCACAACCAUGACUGCAAUAUUAUGAGGGGAUUUUAGGACAAUGGUGAGGCUUACUGCUUUGUUCUUAGAUUCGUUCCACAGUUUAUCACUUAUUGAUCAAAUAGAGCUAAUCACGAUAUAUAAAGAAAACAAAAUAAUGCAUCUCAGGUGUUUAAUACAUGACACUAAGUCCAUAACCAAUUGAUGAUAACUAUUUUAAUAACCCAUAGAGUAAUAAAGUGUGCAUUAUAAAAUGUGAUUAAUUUUAUAUAAUCCACCAUUGAAAAAGUAGUUUUUGCUAUCUUAUCUUAUUCUGCAAUGUGAACUUUGGACAUUUUACUGACUAAAUAUAUUGUUUUUUUAAAUAGAUUUGGCUGGCUUCAUACCGGCAAAUAGUUAUUGGUUUUUUGUUUAAUUUGUAAAUGGUGACCAAUCCCUAGUGGUGACUGAUCCCAAAACACAAGGCAUAUUUCAAAGUUCAAAGUGUCUGUAUGUCUUAUCAUGGCCUCUAUAAACUCUCUGCUCCAAGUGCACUUUUCUGGGCGGUAUACUGAUCUAAAACCACUAGGAAACACCUUUAUAAAAGACCUUGAUAGAGAAACUGUGAAACAUUCAUGAAAUACUUGCAAUGUCUAAUAUAAGGGAUGGUCGUUUUAGUUUAGAGUCGCAUUUACUCAAUUUCUGGCUAUCUUUGUACGUUUCCCUUUCAUUCAUUAGCCUUCGAUCUUUAACCGUUGAAUGAUUUGCCUUCAAACACAUGCGUGGUUUCAUGGAAAGGCCUACUUGGGAACACUUGGAAGUUUUGACCCACUGCACUGCUACCAUCUGAUUUCAGGGAGCGUUUCAGUGUAGAGACCCUCUUCUGAGGUAACUAAGAUAACAACUACAAGAAGAACAUCUUUUGUCACAGCUGUAUGUUCUCUAAUAAACUCACAGGUAAACAUUC